AUGUCAUGCACUCAAACCCUCGAGGAUGAUUCACGUUUUGUAUUGACGCAUUAUUCUGCAGGACCCAUUGCGACAACACGAGCAUUGAACACGCAUGUGACAGCGGACAGCCUUCCUAGUUGCGAUCAGGAAUCGCUCCCCCAGACCCUCCGACCUCCGCCAGUGAUAUACCCCAAAGCGGUGGGGAAACGGACACCGUGGACCCGUGAGCGCAUUAUAGACAAUGGAGACCAUGGAAAACCAAGCAUACCCGGAGUCUCCCAUGGAGCAGGAGGAGUCCUAUCCCUGCAAGGGCUGUGGAGAGCUGGAAAUCGGUGGCAUAUCGACUGUUUCCGAUGCAGCACUUGCAGCACCUUGCUCGACUCCGAUGCGCACCUUCUACUGCUGGGAGAUGGCUCCCUCAUUUGUAGCAACUGCACCUACAGCUGCAGCUCCUGUAACAACAAGAUUGAAGACUUGGCGAUCUUGACCGGAGAUCAAGCGUUUUGCGCGCAAUGUUUCCGAUGCCGAAACUGCAAGAGGAAGAUCGAGAACUUACGAUAUGCGCGCACAUCACAAGGAAUCUUCUGUAUGGAGUGUCAUGAGUCCCUGAUGGCCAGAAGGAGGAAACGAAAAGCGGGUGGCAGUAGUGGGAAGAGACCGGCAGGGCCCAAUGUGAAGCUGGAUAAAUCUUUGCCCUCGCUGCCUCCUCAUCUGCUCGAGGAAGCGCAAGUAGCGGAUGAAUCGCCCAGUGAAUAUACCGGGACACCAGACCCGAACCGAGUGGCCGGAACGCCUGAUCUCGAUGAAAGACCGGAAAGUUCAAGGUCCAACCAGGUCGACACAGGUACGCGCUCCCUAUUCCCUCUGAAUAAAGAUCAGUGCAUAGCAUUGUGCAUUGUACCUGAUUGGUUUGUUGAUAACCUCAUUCUCCCCUCCAGCACAUAUCGCAGUAGUCGUCAAUCCAUGACACGCAACACUGAUUCCGAGGGAGGAGAGUUGUUAAUUCCACUUGCGUUUGAUCCUUCGGCGGAAGGUCGUUCAUCACGGGGUCACUCGCAGACACGGCAGGAGGACUACUUUGGCCAAGUGCGAUCUGAGUCUUCUCUUCCAACUUCCCAACGCGAAUAUCUCCAAGAACCCCCUUCUCGAACCUCGUCUGAAAACCCGUCUCCUCAUAUCGCCUACCAGGAAAAGAACUGGGAACGGAACGAGGGCAAUUCAGACAAACCCCAAACACUGGACUCAUCCAAAUAUUCAAAGGAGAGCUCUACCCGCACUUCAUCCGAUAUUCCAUCCAGUCAAAGGGAAACGAACAACGUAUCCCGGGUCAGUGCUGAAAGUAGCAGGCCGAGGGAAAUGGCCGAUGCGAAACGGCCUACCCCUUUGGAAAGUGUGACUUCUGCCCCGGCUCGUCCAUCAAGCGAACUUCGUCGUCUACACGACCACGGGUCAAGGGAAUCAGCUUACUCCCAGUCUUCUAAUAUCCCCAAUCUGCCGAAGCGUGGGGAUUCGCUCGAGGGUAAACAUCACCAGAUUCCAAGGAAGGAGGUUGGCGCGUCGCCCUCAUCAUCUCAUUAUGGCGACUCCCCCCUGCUCCGCGGCGACACCUUCGAACAACCGACUCAGUCAACCCCAAUGAAGACAUCACACCCCGAUUCCGCCCCAUCGGAAGGCGCCGGUUCGCCCUCCUUGCUGCGUUAUCACAGUGGCGGUGAAUUCUCAAUGGACGAGGAACUGUCGCGUAUUAUCAACCAAGAUGACUCUGCCGGCCCAGGAAGCGAUUCGUUCCUCAGACGGGUCUCCAACUCUGUGCGCCAUGGUCGAAGCUUUAGCGAGAAGAGUGUGCGUACAGGUAGAAUCGAUACCAAUGCUCGAUCCCGCGGAGGAAGCAUUGCUGGCACAGAUGUUGGCAGCCCGAUCGCCAGCUCUCAGAGCGAAGAGAUCUCCUGGCUUCGGAAUGAAUUGCGCAAGGAGAAGCAACGCGUGGCAGAGUUGGAGGCAGCUGCCCGUGCUACUGCCGAUGUCAAACAGGUCAACACCGAACUUUCCGAGAAGCGAUCCACCAUGGUGGUUCUCGACGCCCAGCGCGAGAUUGUCCUCCGUGAACUGACAGUGCUCACCGAUCACAUGGAAGCCGAGAAGCGCGGUGGAACUAGCGGACCAUUGGAUCUUGGAAAACUCUCGAAUCAAGUUCUACGUGAGCUUGCAGAGUCUAUCCAAAAGCUCAAGGAAUCUUAUGCCCCGCAAAUUGAGGGCUUGAUCCAGAAGCGCAAUGACCUGUCCAAAGAACUCGACGAGAUGAACACUAAAAAGGAAAAGAGUUUCCAGGAGUUCGAGCAACUUUCUAUGAAGAAUGCUCAACUGGCUGAGCUGAACAAUCAAUUGGUUCACCAAAUUCAAGAACUCUACAAGGCCACCGACGGCCAACCGCGAUCGGACGGCUUGGGCAUCUCUCACAGCAAAGAGAAGUCAACGACCUCCAUAGAAGUCAUGAAGCCUGGGUCCCAUGAUCUCCACCCUUCGGUCGUCUCAACUACCCAUAUUCACGAAGACUCCGAGCCCGCUACCGCCACCGUUGUCCCAGGCCCCCAGGUCGUUAGUAUCCGGAAAGGUCAGCCCCGCAAGUUCAACUGGAAGAAAGGUGGUCAGAACGUUGCCAAGGGUGUCAAGGGUCUCAAGGGAGCCUUCAUGGGCAGCGAAGGACAAGAGGGUACCGGCAGUCUUCCCCGCUCUCAGACUCAAGAUCCUAGCCGCCAAGGAUUUGGAUUCUUUGGCAACCAAAGGAGCAAGCAGGGUGGAAAGAUGUCACAAGCUGACAGCGUGCCUGUUCUGGCUGAGGCUGCUCCCAGUACUGGUAGUGGUGCUCUCUUCGGCACUGACCUUGAGGUUCGCAUGGAACACGAGAAGAGUAUCAUUCCUUUCAUUGUCACGCGGUGUAUCCAAGAGGUUGAAUUGCGAGGCAUUGACAUGGAGGGCAUUUACCGCAAGUCUGGCGCUGCUUCUGUGAUUCAAACCAUCCGCGAGGGCUUCGAGCGCUCUCCCUUUGAGUAUGAUAUCUCUGACCCUGACCUCGACAUCCACGCGGUCACAUCUACCCUGAAGCAGUAUUUCCGAAAGCUGCCCAACCCCUUGAUCACGUACGAGGUCUACGAGCUGGUGAUUGAUUCUGGUGAAGUCAACCCUGUCUCUGCACGUAUUGAGCUACUCCAGAAGAGCCUGCUUGAGUUGCCUCCUGUGCACCGCGAUGUUUUGGAGUUCCUCGUUUUCCAUCUCCGACGGGUGGUUGAUCGCCAUGCCGAAAACUUGAUGACCUUCCAGAAUGUUGCAGUGGUGUUUGCACCGACCAUCAUGCGGCCCGAGAGCCUUGCCCGUGAAAUGACUGACGUUCAAAAGAAGAAUGAUGUGCUCAAAUUCCUGGUGGAGAACUGCCAGGAAAUCUUCAUGGGCAUGCAGGGUUAA
Messenger RNA from Penicillium salamii, 3441 nucleotides. Lineage: Eukaryota; Fungi; Ascomycota; Eurotiomycetes; Eurotiales; Aspergillaceae. The record is from the annotation of a GenBank genome assembly.